GUGAUAGGCGCCAAAAACGCGCGAAUUGAAUAACGCAUGCGUAGCCGUUCUUUUAAUGUCUGAGGGUAAAAUGGCGGCAGAGCAGGAGCAAUUUCAACAACUAAUUACCAGCCUCCUAAGUACUGAUAAUGCUGUUAGAUCUACAGCAGAGGAGACAUACAACAAUUUGCCAUUCGAAUCGAAAGUUCCAUGUCUACUAAGCACAGUUAGGAAUGCAGCAGUGAAUGAAGAUGAGCGUCAAAUGGCAGCCGUCCUCCUACGAAGACUCUUGUCAGCAGAUUUCAUGACAUUUUACCCUAAGCUGCCACCUGCUGCUCAACAAGAGUUAAAGGAUCAAGUUCUUCAGGCGGUCCAGCAGGAGCAAGUGGAUACAAUAAGACGGAAGGUCUGUGACGUGGCAGCAGAAGUUGCUCGAAAUCUUAUAGAUGAUGAUGGGAACAACCAGUGGCCAGAAUUCUUACAGUUCUUAUUUACGUGUGCAAGUACACCAAUUCCGCACCUCAAAGAAAGUGCUCUUCGAAUGUUCAGUUCUGUCCCUGGGGUAUUUGGAAACCAACAAGCAAACUAUUUAGAACUCAUCAAACAAAUGCUACAGAGGUCAUUGAUGGACACUGCUAACUAUGAGGUUCGUUUCCAGGCAGUCAGAGCAGUUUCGGCCUUCAUCAUACUUCAUGAAAAAGAAAUUGCAAUUCAGAAAAACUUCUCAGAUUUAUUGCCAGCUAUGAUACAGGUCACAGUUGAAAGUAUACAGAAACAGGAAGAUGAUUCAUUGUUAAAAUGUUUCAUUGAUAUGAGUGAAUCUUCCCCAAAAUUUUUACGACCCCAACUGGACAGCCUGUUGUGUGUUUGCAUGAAGGUCAUUUCUGAUGGAAAUAUGCCUGAUUCAUGGCGUCAUUUGGCAUUGGAAACUGUAGUAACAUUAGCAGAAACUGCUCCAGCUAUGUUACGAAAAAUUGGUGGCAAGUAUCUCACACAACUGAUACCAGAAAUACUGAAAAUGAUGACUGACCUAGAAGAGGAGGAAGAUUGGAGUGUUACAGAUGAGGUUGUGGAUGAAGAUAAUGACAGUAAUAACGUGGUAGCUGAAUCGGCACUGGAUCGUUUGGCAUGUGGUUUGGGUGGUAAUGCUCUAAUGCCACAUAUUGAAUCCACAAUUCCAACCAUGCUUUCAAGUACUGAUUGGAGACACAGGCAUGCUGCUCUUAUGGCUCUUUCAGCUGUGGGUGAAGGUUGCCAUAAACAGAUGGAGAAUCUUCUACCACAAAUAAUGGAAGGUGUGCUCAACUUUCUUCGCGAUCCUCACCCAAGAGUACGUUAUGCUGCGUGUAAUGCAAUUGGGCAAAUGUCAACUGAUUUUGCUCCAACUUUUGAGAAGAAAUUCCAUGACAAAGUUGUACCAGGUCUUCUGAUGGUUCUGGAAGACAAUGAAAACCCACGCGUGCAAGCACAUGCAGGUGCUGCGCUUGUCAAUUUUAGUGAAGACUGUCCCAAAAAUAUUUUAACACAAUAUCUUGAUGCAAUUAUGGAAAAACUGGAAGCUGUACUUAGUGCAAAAUUCAAGGAGCUUGUGGAGAAAGGGACCAAAUUGGUUCUUGAGCAAAUAGUGACAACUAUAGCAUCAGUUGCAGAUACGUCAGAGGAACAGUUUGUUGCUUAUUAUGAUCGUUUAAUGCCGUGCCUGAAGUAUAUAAUACAGAAUGCUAAUUCUGAGGAGCUGAAGACACUCAGAGGCAAAGCCAUUGAAUGUGUAAGCUUAAUUGGGUUAGCUGUUGGACCUGAAAAGUUUAUGCGAGACGCCAGUGAAGUAAUGGACCUACUUUUAAAAACUCAGACAACUGGUGAAUUGGCAGAUGAUGAUCCACAGACAUCGUACCUGAUAUCUGCUUGGGCAAGAAUAUGCAAAAUAUUAGGAAAACAGUUUGAACAGUACUUGCCACUUGUAAUGGGUCCUGUUAUGAAGACUGCUGGCAUGAAACCAGAGGUAGCGUUGUUGGAUAAUGAAGAUAUGCAGGGCAUUGAGAGUGAUAUUGAUUGGCAGUUUGUUUACCUUGGUGAACAGCAGAACUUUGGUAUCCGUACAUCUGGUCUGGAAGAUAAGGCCACUGCUUGUGAAAUGUUAGUGUGCUAUGCCCGUGAACUAAAAGAAGGUUUUGCGGACUAUGCGGAGGAAGUAGUGAGGCUCAUGGUACCAAUGCUGAAAUUUUAUUUUCAUGAUGGAGUGAGAACAGCUGCUGCUGAAAGCCUCCCAUAUCUUCUAGAGUGUGCCAAGAUAAAAGGCCCAGAGUACUUGAGAGAUAUGUGGUCAUUCAUCUACCCUGAACUACUAAGAGCAAUUGAUACUGAACCUGAAAACGAGGUACUGGCAGAACACAUGCAUUCAAUGGCAAAGUGCAUAGAAACUCUUGGUAGUUUCUACUUGACAGCAGAAACUGUGGGUGAACUAAUCCGUAUUGUUGAUAAAAUUAUGAAGGAUCACUUCGAAAAUGCAGCAGCACGACAAGAAAAGAGGAAAGAUGAAGAUUAUGAUGAGGUGGUAGAAGAGCAGCUUGUUGAUGAAAAUAAUGAAGAUGUUUAUAUAUUGAGCAAAGUUGCCGAUAUUGUACAUUCCCUUUUUUUGACUUACAAAGCAGACUUCUUCCCAUUCUUUGAUCAAGUUGUUGGACACUUCGUAAAAUGCUUGGCUCCAGAGAUGCCUUGGUCGGACCGUCAGUGGGCACUGUGUGUAUUUGAUGAUGCAAUUGAAUUUGGUGGCCCAGCUUGCAGCAAGUACCAGCAAUUUUUCUUGCAGCCAAUGCUGAACUACAUCACAGACAAAACAGCAGAAGUUCGACAAGCAGCUGUUUAUGGCUGGGGAGUUCUUGGACAGUUUGGAGGAGAUGGCUUUGCAGGUGCUUGUGCUGAAGCAAUUCCAAGGCUUAUUGAACUGAUCACUGCUGCUGACUCGAGAGCUGUCGAAAAUAUUAAUCCAACUGAGAAUGCUAUCUCUGCCGUGACAAAAAUUUUGAAGUACAACAGCUCGCAAGUAAAUGUUCAAGAACUUCUCCCACACUGGUUGUCAUGGCUACCUGUAUGGGAAGAUGAUGAUGAAUCACCGCAUGUGUAUGGUUAUUUAUGUGACCUGAUAGAAGCAAAUCAUCCACUUGUUCUUGGUCCAAAUAAUAGUAAUUUACCAAAACUGAUAGCUAUUAUUGCUGAGGCAUUUGCGAAAGAUGCCAUCAAUACGGAACAUGAUGUGGCAAAACGAAUGGUUGCAAUAAUUAGACACAUUCAGGGCACAGGUGAAAUGUUUCAGGUUUGUGUUGGUCAAUUGACUGCAGAGCAGCAGCAAGCACUACACCAGGUGCUCAGUGGAGCCUAGUGACAGCCUCCAGGUGCCACCACUGUUGCACAUGAACACAUUUAUUUUACAUAAAACUUCUGAAUCUUGAAAUGAAUUACACAGGAAAAUUUAAAUUAGUUUGCUUCUCACAUUUUAAAAUUCAUGUUUUGUUGCACUCUGUGAUAAUUGAAAAUAUCUGUUUUCCAAACAAUGUGUUAAAAUUACUGUAUUUAA
Schistocerca piceifrons (Central American locust) is the source of this 3553-nucleotide messenger RNA. RefSeq names its product importin-5 (gene Karybeta3). Gene Ontology annotation, molecular function: nuclear import signal receptor activity. Gene Ontology annotation, biological process: protein import into nucleus. Lineage: Eukaryota; Metazoa; Arthropoda; Insecta; Orthoptera; Acrididae. The record is from RefSeq and is a predicted model, not a curated record. Gene Ontology annotation, cellular component: cytoplasm; nucleus. The transcript has 22 exons. Bases 56 to 3358 code for a protein of 1100 amino acids.